Messenger RNA from Habropoda laboriosa, 1056 nucleotides. RefSeq lists its product as uncharacterized. The record is from RefSeq and is a predicted model, not a curated record. Lineage: Eukaryota; Metazoa; Arthropoda; Insecta; Hymenoptera; Apidae. The transcript is spliced from 3 exons.
AUGUUUGAAAUGUCAACAUUUAAUGUGGAUAAAUUUGUACAUACAUUUAUCCAAAAUUUAGGCUUAAAAAGGGAAUCCCAUGUUUGCAAGAAAUUUAGCAAAAUUGCAUUUAUACCACAUAUAGAUAAGCCUUACAAAAUCAAGCAAUUAUUAGUUUAUUCUGCAGAGAAAAUGAGAGAAAUAAAUAUGCAAGAAAAUUUAGAUUUCUCCAAUGAAAAAAACAUAAAAUAUUUUAUAGAGAAGCAUUUUAGUUUCUUCGAUAAACACAUUUAUUUGAAUAAUACACAGAUAUUAACCUCUUAUUUAAAAAAUAUCAACACAAAAAUUCUUCAAAAUAUGAGGAUAAAGAUGAAAAAUAAUGAAAAUAUAAAAAAAGCAGAAUUCAAAAUGCAUGAAAAACAUAUGAUAUACAAUAAGAAACAAAGAACAAAUUUGGGAAACAGAUUAAGGGGGCUAAAAACUAAUUCAUCAUCACCAAUGGCAUGUAGAGAAAAAUAUAAUAAUUUGCAUAAUUGUGAAAAGAAGAAAUGUAAGAAAGCUGUAAUAUCUGGACAUUCUAAGAUAUUUUGUUGCGAUACAUCUAACAGUCUAAAAGAUAACUGUAGUUUAGAAACUGAUAAUGAUAAGCAGAAUAAUUUUGAUAGGCACAAUUUGGCAAAUAACAUGACAAAUAUUACGAAAAAAGAAAUAGAAAUGACUGAAAAAUUUGUACGGUUGUAUAUAAAGGAUAUAGAAUACAUAAAGAGAAAUAUACAAGUUACACUUCACAUAAAAAAGACAUUAAAAUAUAAUUAUGAUAGACCAAAUCAAAUAAAAUAUAUUGAAACACUUUGCCACCAUGCAAUUCUAUGUUUAAUUGAACCAAGUGAAAAGGGUUUUGUUUUAGUUGAAGAUGAUUUGACAGUUGUCACUGAAAAAUAUCUAUCACAUGGAUACAAAUAUCAUUUUGAAUUUCAGCGAUGAAACCGUGACUUUAUGCGAUCUGUGCAACUUGUUGCUUCAGGAUUAACGCCAUGUCGACCAGUUCGCUUUUUUACAAGGAUAAGUACGCGGUGA